AUGUUAGGAUCCAACAGGACCAAUCUUCAACUUACCACCUUCCUACUACUUGGCAUUCCAGGACUGGAAGCUGCCCACAUAUGGAUCUCCAUUCCCUUCUGUCUGGUGUACCUACUGUCACUGAUGGGAAAUGUUGCCCUUUUAUUAAUUGUCAAGACAGAUUGCAAGCUGCAUGAACCUAUGUACCUCUUUCUAUGCAUGCUCUCAGUCGCUGAUCUGAUACUUACUUCUUCUACCCUUCCCAAGAUACUCAGUCUCUUCUGGUUCAAUGACAGAGAGAUCUACUUUGAAGCCUGCCUUACUCAAAUGUAUUUUAUCCAUUCUCUAUCUACUAUGGAAUCUGGAUUUAUCUUGGCCAUGGCUUUUGACCGCUAUGUAGCCAUCUGCCACCCACUAAGACAUUCCACUAUCUUAACACCUGCAGUGAUUGUAGGCUUGGGUUUGCUCAUUGUCUGCAGAGGAGCUGUACUCCUCAGUCCACACCCCUUCCUACUGCGGUGGCUUUCCUACUGCAAAACUAAUGUCAUCUCCCAUACUUACUGUGAGUUUAUGGCCCUGAUAAAGCUGGUUUGCUCUGAGACCAAGAUUCGUAGAGGCUACAGCCUAAUUGUGGCAUUCCUGACAGGAGGAUUAGAUUUCAUACUGAUCAUCUGUUCCUAUAUCCUUAUUCUUCUCACGGUCUUUAAUCUGCCAUCCAAAGCUGCCCGCGUCAAAACCUUAAAUACCUGCAUCUCUCAUGUAUGGGUCAUCUUGGUGUUUUAUACACCAGCUUUUUUCUCUUUUCUCACUCAUAGGUUUGGUCACCACAUUGCUCCACAUAUCCACAUUUUUAUAGCCAAUAUAUACCUUCUUAUUCCACCCAUGAUGAACCCUAUUAUUUAUGGUGUUAAAACCAAAAGAAUCAGGGAGAGAUUCUUUAAAUUCUUCAAAUUUUCUAAGCACACAUUACCGCCUAUUGUAUUGACAAACAUUGGUUUUGAUUUUAUUUUCUCCCAUUACGCACCAUGA
Molecule: messenger RNA, 1008 nt
Organism: Hippopotamus amphibius kiboko
Lineage: Eukaryota; Metazoa; Chordata; Mammalia; Artiodactyla; Hippopotamidae
Product: olfactory receptor 52K2-like
Exons: 2
Coding region: 1-1008 (335 amino acids)
Biological process (GO): G protein-coupled receptor signaling pathway
Cellular component (GO): membrane
Molecular function (GO): G protein-coupled receptor activity; olfactory receptor activity
Source: RefSeq, a predicted model, not a curated record